AUGGUUCAAUUAACCGUUGUUGGGUCUCUUAACUAUGAUUUGGUGUCUUACACUGAACGUAUUCCUGAGGCUGGUGAAACUUUCGCUGCUAAUUCCUUCGAGACACAUAUUGGUGGUAAAGGAUUGAAUCAAACAAUAUCAUUAGCUAAAUUAUCACCACAUGUGGAGGAUUCACCAAUCAAAGUCAGAAUCAUUGGUAAAGUUGGUGAUGAUCAAUUUGGGAAAGAACUUGUUGAUGCUUUAAAAGAACAAAGUGUUGAUGUGAAAGACGUUGAAGUUAUCAAGGAUGUGAGAUCCGGGGUAGCUGUGAUCAUAGUGGAAAAGUCAACAGGAGAAAAUAGAAUCUUGAUAACUGCAGGUGCAAAUGGGGAAACAAAGUAUUCAACUGAUGAACUUGUAAACCUCUUUCCUCCAGAUAGUGAGAGAGAAGUCGUUGUUUUUCAAAAUGAAAUUCCUGGUACCAUAGACACAAUCAAAUGGUUAAAAGAGAAUCGUGCAGAAAACAUAGAGGUUGUAUAUAAUCCAUCACCAUACAGUGAAAUAAGUUCUGAAGUGAUUGAUAAAGUUGAUAUUUUAGUCGUUAAUGAAGGCGAAGCCCUAGAAAUAGCCAAAGACAUAUUACCUCGUGAGGACUAUACAAAUUUCAAGGAUAUGAUUAAAAAGGAUGAAGUUGAUGGUUUUCUUCGAUUAGCUAUAAAAUUGAAAGCAAAAAUUAAUCCUGAUAAUUCAAAUGUUGUUGUGAUAACUUUAGGUUCGAAAGGUUCAAUUUUUACAGCACCGAAGAACACAGGUACAACAAGUAAAUUUGUCGAGUCUGUUAAAGUUGACAACGUUGUUGACACAACUGGUGCUGGUGAUACUUUUUUGGGAGGGUUGAUAACUCAAGUUUCAUUGGGUCAAGAUUUGGAAAGCUCAAUUAGAUUUGCAACCAAGGCUUCUUCGUUAGCUAUUCAGCAAAACGGUGCUGCUAGCAGUAUUCCAACUUUCGAACAAGUCACACAACAGCUCUAA
Messenger RNA from Hansenula anomala, 1011 nucleotides. It is a transcript of the gene RBK1, whose product is annotated as putative ribokinase. The coding region runs from base 1 to 1011 and encodes 336 amino acids. The transcript has a single exon. Gene Ontology annotation, biological process: D-ribose metabolic process. Gene Ontology annotation, molecular function: ribokinase activity. Lineage: Eukaryota; Fungi; Ascomycota; Saccharomycetes; Phaffomycetales; Wickerhamomycetaceae. The record is from RefSeq and is a predicted model, not a curated record.